AUCUGUGACUGCCGGACUGACAUUAAAACAGACAUGGCGCGUGUUACUAAGAUCCCGCAAGUGUUGAAUAUUUUCGUAUUAUUCUGUGUAUUUUUAUGUUGUUUCACAAAUGUAGAAAGUAAAAAUGUUGAAUUAGAUGAAGAUAAUUGGCGACAAAUCCUCGAUGGGGAAUGGAUGGUUGAAUUUUACGCGCCAUGGUGCCCUGCGUGCAACGCGCUAGGCCCCGCGUGGACUGCGCUGGGCAACUCUGCAAAAGAGAGGAAUCUGGAAUUCAAGACUGGCGCCGUCGACGUCACCAAGACCCCGGGCCUGAGCGGGCGCUUCGUCGUUACCGCCCUGCCUACCAUAUACCAUGUGAAAAAUGGCGAGUUCCGCCAGUACAAAGGGCCUCGCGACGCGGACUCGAUGCUCGACUACGUGAAGCGAGGUCUCUGGAAGAAGACUGAGGCUGUGCCUUCGUGGAAAUCACCUGACUCGAUACAGAUGGGACUUGUGGCGCACUUCUUCAAGCUUAGCCAAGCAUUGCGGGGAGUCCACAAUAUGCUGAUGGAGACCUACGGGCUGCCUACAUGGGGCUCCUACUUCAUCUUCGCAGUGGCCACUAUCUUCAUCGGAGCCCUGCUUGGACUGUUAAUGGUGUGCAUCAUCGACAUGCUGUACCCGCCGCGCGCGCCCAAGGUGCUGGUCAGCCGCGCCGAGGCCGAGCGCAGACGGGAGCAGGACAAGAGAUCUGAUGACGACCAGGAGCUGAUAAACGAUGACAUAGUGGACGAUGCAGAGCUGGCUCCCGACAGCGACCCUGAGAGAGUCUCACUCAGCGAUACAUCGGAGGACGAAAAGGAGAAGCCGGCGGCGGGGGCGGGCGACGAGGCGCGCGGCGCGGACGCGCCCGAGGUGCGCAAGCGUAGACCGCGCAAGGCCGACUAGACGCGCGGUACACCAGUUCGACUCCCGGCCGCGCCUCACGGUGCUAGCGGAGGUUACUAGACGACGGGAACUAGGGGGAUGCAAUUGAUAUUGUUUCUUUUAAAUGAAAUAAAUAAACGGCUUAGCUCAUAUAAUUUUCUCGGCAUAUACCCGACAAAUUGAAAGUCACGUACAGGCUUAUAAACAUGAAUUAAAAUUAUUUCAAAGUAAAGUGAACUUUAAGUAGCAGGGAUUAGGUUCACUUUACGAAGUAAAUUGUACUUUCUAUAUUAUAAAUAUGGAAGUUAGGAUUUUGUAUUAAUGUAUUAUUUCUCUACUUUUUUGGGCGUAUGAGAAUUUAGAAAUCAUUCGGGGCUCCUAAUCAUGAGUUUGUUCUUAUAACAACACUUUGUGAUGAUCAAAUUCGUCGGGUAUAUGCCGACAGCAUCUCUAAUUUUCAGCUAUAUAUUUAUUUCAUUGUAAUGGGUACUACAUACGAUAAUUAAAACGCAUUUUCUAAAACUGUUAAUACAUGUUAUUAAUUAUUAUUUUUAUUAUUAUAUAAUAUGCCGUUUUUAAUAAAUUCAUUAUCAUUCACAAAAAAAAAAUACCAUAAUAAUAAAAUAGUUUAUGGUGUUAUGCUGAGGGGCUUGAAAUAAAACUUCUUAGUCGAUUUAACCCUCUCAAGAUGGUGCACCCCUUAUUAAAGGGAUCAAAAGUUAAUGUUGGUUCUCCAAAUUUUAAUAAAUAAAUUAAUAAUAUGUAAUUAUCACUUAAUAACCGAUCUGCGUUUGUUUAAUAAAAAAAAUAAAACCUUAAAAUUUCAAUCUGAAUAUGUUAUAUACUCAGAGGCACAAUUAUCCGCCCACUUUCACAUACUCGCUUCAUAUAUAAGGGGGCGGAUAAUUGUGCCUCUGAGUAUAGAAUUUCUAUGUUCGAAAGACUGUUGGACGUAUGGAUGUAGUAGUAAUGUACACAAACGCGUAUGUGUGUAUCAACGAACGGAGUGUCAGCACAACAAAAAGGUAUUGUUUAAUUAUUUCGAGUCAAUAGAGGCAUAGAUACCCGUUUAACAAGAAACCGUUACUUUGCAAUCACUCGUACAGAUGAUAAUUUAUAAACAUGUUUCUGUUUUUCUGACACUCCUUCAGUUCACACAAACGUGCCUGUCCGUACACAUCACUACAACAAAAGCCAAACUGUUUCCCGAUAAUAUACUCGGAGGCACAAUUAUCCGUUCACUUUAGUAUACUCGCGUCAUAUUCAAGUGGGCGAAUAAUUGUGCCUCUGAGUAUAGAAUAUCUACGAUCCACUUCCAAAAUCCACGUGCAUGAAGUCGCUGGCUUAAGCUACUAUACUACUGCAAAAUAUACUGGGUGACAUUUUUAGUCGUCUCCAAAAAAAAUUGGCGUGACAAUUAAAUAAAAUAGAAGGUUGUGGCAUUAUUACUUUAUUUUUUUAUCUUAUUUCUACUAACUUAUUGAUAUUUUUUUUUCUAUAAAUAAAUUCUACUCAGGUAUAUAAUAUUAUGAUAUUUUUAUUUCAUUCAAAAAAACCGAUUGUGCUCCGAAUUUUUUACUAUGCAGACCAAAAAAGUCACUCAGUAAUUUAUUUUAAUAAAUAAUAAAUAUAAAUCAUUCGGCCUAACAUGCAUCAACGACUUAUUAUCUAAUGAAGAGAAAAAGACAAGAGUGGAAAUAUCGCUCUCUUUUUCGUACCAAUGCAACACAAAGGAAAGAGCUAUAUUUUGUGUUGAUAUUAGUCAACAUUUUGCCUUGAAAUAAUAUUUAUUUGUUUGUUUAUCAAUAAGCAUGUAUAAUGUGUCGGGUGGCACCGACAGUGAUUUUACCAUCAUUUUGUGGUAGAGAAAACACACAGGACUUGUGACCCUGGGUGUAGGUUUAAAGGAUCCGAAUGCACUAACACUCCCCUCCAGAACAUGUCGAGCAAGGGAAGUAGGGGUGGAUACCCACACUAAACAAUUUAUGAUCAAUAAUUACAACACAAAACAUUAUUGCACAAAAUUAAGAGCACGACUAGCAGCGUGACGGCGUUCACGCUGCCUAACAAAGGACUAAACUCAAGUCAUCAAAAUCCUCUUAUAUAUACCAUCACUGUCGCUCGAGGAACUUCUAACAUACGGGCUUAUCCAGUAAAUUUAAACAAAAUGACAAAAAAUAAUUAUCUAAAAGAGAAAAAAAUAAAACAAAAAAAGAAUGAAAUAAGUAAAAAAAAGAAAAUAAAACUUGAAAUAAUGGUGACUAAAAACAACAAAUAAAGAGAAAACUUACAUUUUCUCGCAAAAUUAGCCAGUUAUCUGCAAAAAAAUAUUGUCGUGGCGCAUGUUAGGCCUAUAUGAGGCCAUUAAAUGACAGGAGUUUUUACUAAACACAAACUUAAUUAAUGUGUUGUUUUUUUGUAAUUACAAAUUAAAUUUAAUAUACGUUGCACGUUUUCGUAACUGCACCAUUUUUUUUAUAAUGUUUUAGUUAGCCACGCACCAUUGUUUGAUAAGUAUUAUUAUUAGAUUUUAACAUAAUUUACGUAAAUUUAAUUAAUUAAUUAUUAUUAUCAUUAAUUAAUUAUUAUUAUUUUAACACACACUGGUGACAUUAUAUUAUCAUUAAUUGUGGAAUCGACGGGAAUCAAAUCCAGCAGGCCUAUUCACUUUAGUGUAUUAGUUUAUUAACAUCAAAUCAUUAGCCUAUUGUUAAUAAAAAUCACAAUGUCAAACACGUUAGUAAUUUUGAUUAUUUAGCAAUAGAUUAAUAUUGAAUACAAAAUCAAGCGAUUUAAAAAUCACUAACAAUGUUUAGUUGAUAAUUUUCACUCGCAUAUAGUUACUCAAAGUUAGAGAAUAGGCCCUCUGGAUGUCGCGGGUAGUUGUUAACGAUGUCAGAAUUUCUAAUGUGUAACUUUUCCUGCCCACCAAUCCACAUUGAAGCAGCCAAGUUGGUCGGAGCUAUAUGUAUACUCUCGAAAAUGAACAUUCAGUGACUAUUAAGUUAAUGUUCAUAGUUCUAUAGCUCAAUAGUAAGAGGCGUCGGACUAAUGACCGAGGGGUGGUGGUUCGACCCCUCCAAAAAAAAAUUUAGAAAUCUAAAGUCUAUAAACGAUUUAAAUAUAAUUGAAAUUUGAAUGAUGACUUUAAUUUGUUUUUCUCUUUACAUCUCUAAAAUACAAUUUAUACAUUUUUAUCAUUUUUAACAGUUUUUUUUUCAUAAAAUAAAUUAACUUGUGUGUUAAUUUAAAUAUUAUAUAUUUUUCGUGUUAAACAAUAUUCCGUGUAUUUAGAAAUAAAUUUAUUGAACAAUGCACAAUUAUUUACACCAACUAAAGCAAUAAUAUUACUUAUAUAAAAUAUAACUAGUGUAUCUAUAAAAUUAAUGCAAUUCAAUCCGCAAACAAAAUAUCACAAAUAUAAUCAGAGGCAAAAUUAUCUGACCACUUGAAUAUAACGCGAUUAUAUUAAAUUGGGCGGAUAAUUAUGCCUCUGAGUGUAGUAGUUACACCGCGACAGACAUUGAUUCGAUACCCAUUGGCUACCCAAUUUUUCAUGUAUUGUAAAAAGAAAUUACAUUUCAUUUGGUUGUAUAAAUGUUUUUUUUUUAUUAUACUCUUUAUUUUCUAUCUUCUUUUACAGUUGACUGAACAUUUUGAAGAUCCGAAACUGGUCUUUUUAUAAAAUCUCGAUUGUGAACAUUCCUAAAUGACAUAAUUUUACAAAAUAUGUACUUAACUGCCAUUUUUAUGUUCUACACAUUCAUUAUAAUGCUAGUUGGGCGCAUUUCAUAUUUAUGCAUAGCCUUACCUAAAGACUGUUGGUAGGUAAGUUAACUAAGGAAGAAUUUUGUAUUCUGUACGUUCCUAUAACAGUGAUCUGCAUUUAUUCCAGGCAUUGGCCUCUUAUAAUAAAAGGACGCACAAUCAUGUAGAAAAUUUCACUUAAAAACUGACCAAUUUUGCUUUGACAGUUUUAGAAUUAAGGUAAAGAAAAUUAUACUUACCUAAAGACCUUUAAAAUUCAAAGGUCUUUAAAUAUAUAGUCCAAUAUUCAAUAAAAUCCCAAAUUCAGAGCAAAUUCAACCAUAAGAAUUGAGUUUAAGGUUGAAUUUGCAAAUGCGACUACUUGAAUUGAGUGCCAAGAAGUUGUGUUUGGCACUCAUUGAGUGGUGAUGUUUUUUGGUCGCUGAUUGUGCAUCCACUUUUUAAUAGGAGUUUGAUGAUAACAGGUCAGAAAAAAGGAGUAAGUUUCAGUCUAUAGCAAAUAUUGAGGAUUCUGUUUUUUUUUCUAUAAUUUUCAUAGAUAAUAAAUGAGAUUUCAAAAUAUAACGCGUGGCCUUAAGUAUCAUGGCAGACGAUUAAUUGUAGUUGUAUUUCAUGAAGACAACUGAGCUGAGGUUGAUUUUUUUUGUAGCGCUAUCACAAUUUUUGGUCAUUGUAUGCACCAUUUUUUAAUAUACUCAGAAGCACAUUUAUCCGCCCAUUUUAGUAUCGUCGUCGUCAUCAACCCAUAUUCGGCUCACUGCUGAGCUCGAGUCUCCUCUCAGAAUGAGAGGGGUUAGGCCAAUAGUCCACCACGCUGGCCCAAUGCGGAUUGGCAGACUUCACACACGCAGAGAAUGAAGAUAAUUCUCUGGUAUGCAGGUUUCCUCACGAUGUUUUCCUUCACCGAUUGAGACACGUGAUAUUUAAUUUCUUAAAAUGCACACAACUGAAAAGUUGGAGGUGCAUGCCCGGGACCGGAUUCGAACCCACACCCUCCGGAAUCGGAGGCAGAGGUCAUAUCCACUAGGCUAUCACUGCUCCAUUUUAGUAUACUAGCGCAUAUUAAAGUAGGCGGAUAAUUGUGCCUCUGAGUAUAUUUUUUGAGCAUAGAUUUCCCACUAUGUAGACUUAUACAGUGCUGCAUUAAAACCGAAGCGCAGUGGUCUUCGUGAUUUAGAGUAAUAUUAAUAAAUGUAAUUUUGGCAUAUUGUUAAAAAAAAUACAGUCAAAACUCGAUUAUCCGGACCUCAGUUUCUAUCGCCGUUUUUAGUAAGUUUAUUUUUUAUUAUUAAGCAUUUUAAACCCCGUAAACCGCUUGAGCCGUGAUACUCUGCCUCCGAUUCCGGAGGGUGUGGGUUCGAAUCCGGUCCUUGGCAUGCACCUCCAACUUUUCAGUUGUGUGCAUUUUAAGAAACUAAAUAUCACGUGUCUCAAACGGUGAAGGAAAAAUAUCGUGAAGAAAUCUGCAUACCAGAGAAUUUUCUUAAUUGUCUAAGAAUAAAGUGUGAAGUCUGUGAAAUCUGCCAAUCCGCAUUGGGCCGGCGUGGUGGACUAUUGGAGUAACUCCUGAGAGGAGACUCGAACUCAGCAGUGAGCUGUGAGUGGGUUGAUGAAACAGCUCGUAAAUGUAGUCUAUACAAAUAGUUAUGUAUUUGUUUAGCGAGUCCCGGAUUUGAAUCCCGAAAAGGAAUUCUAAUUAAAAAUCCCGAGCCUACUGAGGUUUUCACCUCAAUCACACACAAGUCACAAGAAUCAAUGUAUUUUUCACCUCAAUGGUGAAAAAAUUACAAGAUGUGAUGUGAUAUUCAUUUGAAUACCUGCAGGCUAAUUCACUAUCUUUGACGUAUGCUAGUUGACAUAUUAUAUGAAAUUGAGAUUAUAAGUAACAAAUGUCAUUCAGUGCCUAUCCUACAAUAGGUGAAUGACAUUUCUCAUUUAAUUUGACGUUUUUUUUCAAUAGGUUGUUACUGAAGACCAAAAUAGUGAAUAGGCCAGGUGGAUUUUACAUUAUCCUAUAUCUUAGAUAUGCCCAUAUGGGAAUAACUAGGAUUUACCACUUUCUGAUAAGUGUCUUAUUCAAAUGUUUUUUCUUUAUCAUAGACAUAAAAUAAGAAAUUGACAAAACUUGCGGUUACAACUUUCCGGCACUUAUCAGAAGUUGGUAAAAUAGGCCCUUAGGCCUAGUUCGGACAACUUUAGUAUUUUAGUCGAGUACGAACAAUUUUUGGAUUUACCACCCAAAAAUUGUUUGUACUCGACUAAAAUACUAAUGUAGUCUGUACGGCCUCUUAGUCCGGUUAAUCGAGAUUACUAAAUAAUAUGUCAUCGUAUCUACGGAGUUGUAUAUCAAUAUUUGCUGCGUCAAGUCGUGGACAACGACAAAAUUGCCUUGUACAAAGACUAUAGAAUGUUUCUAGAGGGAAUUGUAAUUAACAAGCAUAGUUGCUCGCUAAUAAAAGUAAUCGUAUUUAUA
Molecule: messenger RNA, 7147 nt
Organism: Bicyclus anynana (squinting bush brown)
Lineage: Eukaryota; Metazoa; Arthropoda; Insecta; Lepidoptera; Nymphalidae
Product: thioredoxin-related transmembrane protein 1
Exons: 7
Coding region: 34-927 (297 amino acids)
Source: RefSeq, a predicted model, not a curated record